GUUGGCGAACAUGUUUCUGAAGUGACUGCUCCCAUUCCCACAGCUAAUAUUCAUGGCCACGCCUCUGACGCCCAUAUAAGGGUUGGCGAACAUGUUUCUGAAGUGACCGCUCCCAUUCCCACAGCUAAUAUUCAUGGCCACGCCUGACGCCCAUAUAAGAGUUGGCGAACAUGUUUCUGAAGUGACCACUCCCAUUCCCACAGCUAAUAUUCAUGGCCACACCUCUGAUGCCCAUAUAAGGGUUGGCGAACAUGUUUCUGAAGUGACCGCUCCCAUUCCCACAGCUAAUAUUCAUGGCCACGCCUCUGACGCCCAUAUAAGAGUUGGCGAACAUGUUUCUGAAGUGACCGCUCCCAUCCCCACAGCUAAUAUUCAUGGCCACGCCUCUGACGCCCAUAUAAGGGUUGGCGAACAUGUUUCUGAAGUGACCGCUCCCAUCCACACAGCUAAUAUUCAUGGCCACGCCUCUGACGCCCAUAUAAGGGUUGGCGAACAUGUUUCUGAAGUGACCACUCCCUUUCCACGCCGAACAUCCAUGGCCAUGCCUCUGAUGCCCAUAUAAGAGUUGGCGAACAUGUUUCUGAAGUGACCGCUCCCUUUCCACGCCGAACAUCCAUGGCCAUGCCUCUGAUGCCCAUAUAAGGGUUGGCGAACAUGUUUCUGAAGUGACCGCUCCCAUUCCCACAGCUAAUAUUC
Molecule: messenger RNA, 696 nt
Organism: Onychostoma macrolepis
Lineage: Eukaryota; Metazoa; Chordata; Actinopteri; Cypriniformes; Cyprinidae
Product: gamma-tubulin complex component 6-like
Exons: 1
Coding region: 134-562 (142 amino acids)
Biological process (GO): signaling
Cellular component (GO): endosome membrane
Source: RefSeq, a predicted model, not a curated record